CAUGGCGCUACAUUUCUUCGAGGAGCAGGCACAUACAGCCCUGUAUCGGAAAUACAGGCUUCCUUCGCCCAGUGAAAUCCACAGCCUGAUCUUCAGCUACCUGCAGAGGAAGAAGGGGGAGCCAUUCAACCUCGCAGUGGAUAUUGGAUGUCGCUCGGGUCAGAGCACCAGGGGAAUGGCACCUUACUUUGAAAAAGUGAUUGGGAUUGAUGUGAGUGAAUCUCAGAUUGAAGAAGCCAAGAAGGUGGAUGGACCUGAUAAUGUCUCUUACAGACGGGGCUUUGCGGAGGAACUGGAGUUCGAGGAUGGUUCCAUUGACCUGGUAACAGCGGGAGCAGCGGCGCAUUGGUUUGACAUGGAGAAGUUUAUGAAGGAGGCUUCUCAACACCAUGGGGGUGUCCAGUGAGACUGUCGUGGAAUUCGGUGUCAAAUAUUUUUGCCUCUUGGCGAGCAAACCUGAGUGAUGUCCGCAGGCCUUCUCCCAGAGCCUUUCCUGGCCAAACUACACAGACUAACUUCAAUCGAUAGACCCUCUAAAUCUCCCAGGACAGGAGUUCAAUCAGAAAUGGGAUCCAAUUUUUAAACACAAUAAAUAGGUGGAUUGCUUGAACUGGGGCGAUGGAUUUAAAAAUCCAUUUGCUGUGGUUACUCAUCAUCAGCUUUUAUUGA
Molecule: messenger RNA, 669 nt
Organism: Carcharodon carcharias (great white shark)
Lineage: Eukaryota; Metazoa; Chordata; Chondrichthyes; Lamniformes; Lamnidae
Product: putative methyltransferase DDB_G0268948
Exons: 4
Coding region: 2-406 (134 amino acids)
Molecular function (GO): S-adenosylmethionine-dependent methyltransferase activity
Source: RefSeq, a predicted model, not a curated record